GGCGUCCCGGCGGGCGUUUCGGCGGUUCGAGUCCCCCGGCUCCUGGACUUUCCCGGACGGUCGCUGGCGGCGCCGAGCCGCGUUUCUGAGGGUCGAGGGCCGCCCUCCAGCCUCGGGCCGCCGGCGCGGGGGCGGCGCCGACUGUCGCUCGGGCCCCCCUUCCUGCCUGUCUCCGCGGUUCCCGCCAACGGGCGGGGCACAGGCACCCGGAAGCGGCCCGAGCACUUCCGGGUGGCGGCGCGCGGCGGCGGCGACAGUGGCGACCGGGCCUGUUCGGUCGGCGCGUCCCCUCGGCGGGCGGCGGUGAGGCCUACGGGCCGGGUUAGGGAGAGACGCCGGGUACGCGCGGCGGGGUCGACACCCGGGCGGCCUGCCGCCCCGCGCUUUGUGUGCGGCCUGCGAUCCGGAGCCUCGGGAGCUGGACUCCAAUGUGCAGCGAUGGAUGACGAUGCCCACGAUGAGCUUGUGAGCCGGAGCCCGGGGCCAGAUGGACGCUCAGCAGGCAUCCCCGUGGAGCUGCCAGGAGACACUGAGGGAAGCAGUGAGGACUCUGAGGAAGACUCGGGCAGUGACCAUGAAGACACCUCUGGCAGGGAGGACGGAGACCAAUAUGGUUUCGAAGAGUCUGAAGAUGAUGCGGAUGCGCUCAUGGCACAGGCCGAGGUGCAGGGGGCACUGCCCGGUGCUGGAGUGUUCACUUCAGACGACGAGGCCGAGAGCUGCCCCAUCUGUCUCAAUGCCUUCAGAGACCAGGCCGUGGGCACGCCUGAGAGCUGUGCCCACUACUUCUGCCUGGACUGCAUCGUUGAGUGGGCCAAGAAUGCCAACUCUUGUCCUGUGGAUCGUACGACAUUCAAGUGUAUCUGCAUCCGAGCGCAGUUUGGUGGCAGAAUCUUGAAGAAGAUUCCUGUGGCUGACCCAGGUGCCCAGGAGGAUGAAGAGGAUCCGACCUUCUGUGAGGUGUGCGGCAGGAGUGACCGUGAGGACAGGCUGCUGCUGUGUGAUGGCUGCGACUCUGGGUACCACAUGGAGUGCCUGGAGCCGCCUCUGCAGGAGGUGCCGGUGGAUGAAUGGUUCUGCCCGGAGUGUGCUGCCCCUGGCGCAGCCCAAGCCGCUGAUGCCAGUGGCGUGAGUGAAGAAGAGGUCUCCAUGCUCCUGGCCGACGUGGUGCCUACCACCAGCAGGCUGCGGCCUCGGACUGGCAGGACCCGUGCCAUUGCCAGAACACGCCAAAGCGAGCGAGUGAGAGCCACUGUGAACCGGAACCGCAUCUCCACGGCCAGCAGGGUCCAGCACGUGCCAAGGCAUCUCGUGUCGUCUCUGCUGGAGGAGACCAUCGAGGCGGUGGCUCGGGGUCUGAGCACCGCCGUGUACCAGCGCCCCCUGACACCGCGAGCCCCUGCCAAACGGAAGCGGCCAACAGGAAGACGGAAGAAGGUGCCGGCUAGACGCAAGACCCAGUCCCGGGCAUCAGGGAAGAGCAGGGGCAAGAAGCGCCAGCAUCGCGGGAAGAAGAGAGGAGGCAAGACCCCCAAGAGGAACAUUGCCCCGCGCUCCCGGAUCGCCCGGACGCUGGGCCUGCGCAGGCCAGCUCGAGGCAGCUGCACACCGGGGCUACACCGGCCUCUGGAGCCCUCAUUGGGUCUGAUGCGAGCGGACAUCGGAGCGGCCCCCCUUUCUGUGUUUGGGGACCCCUACGAGCUGGACCCCUUCGACAGUGGCGACGAGCUGCCUGUAAGUCCCCCCUCACCUCUGAGUGCCAAGCGGAGGGCUCUGUCACGCUCUGCCCUGCGGUCACACCAGCCUGUGGCCAGGCCUGUGUCUCUGGGCUCCUCCAGGAGGCCUCUCCCUUUGGGGCCAGCAGAGCCAGCGGCGGAGCACGCACCCACCCCCGACCUCGUGGGCAGCAUCCUGUCGGGCCAGAGCUUGCUGAUGCUCAACAGCUCGGACGUCCUCAUCCACCGCGAUGGCUCGCUCAGUGCCAGGAGCACAGCCCCAGUGUCCUUGCAGCGGAACCCGGCCAGUCCAUUCAGGCCAGAGGAAGUGGCCAGGCCUUAUAGCAACCUGCAACCCAGAGCACCCCUGCCAGGGGCCCCAGCUGGCCACCUCUCAGGAAGCAGGCCACAGAGCCUAGGGGUGAGCGGUCCAGGCCAGCCGGCCCUGCCCCGCAACCCACUCCACACGGGGCCUCCUGGGAGGCCGGGCUCAUCUGCCGUCCUUGGGUCAGGGCUGGGCUCGAAGCCGUCUGGCGGCUCCCGCAAAUCCACAUUGGCCCUAGGGCUGGGGAUCCCAAAGCCCUCCCACAGCCCUGGCAGCACUGCCCUGGGGAGAACCAGCAUUGCACAACUACCCAGGAUCCCAAAGAUCAGACAGGAUGGUGGCACACACAGCCAAGACGUUGCCCCGGCCCGAGGGCAGGGCAGUCAGCUCCCUAGUGCCUGCAUCAGCCGGCUGACAGGCAAGGAGGGCCCUGGGCAGCCAGGGCAGGGUGCCCGGAGGGAAGGGGAGCCCAGCAACAGGGGCCCCCAGGAGCCUAGCUCCCACCCAGGGAGCUCCCGGGCCCCAGCCCCCAGCUCCCACUGCAGCCUGCCCCCACUGGGGCCCUCAAGGGGGAAGGGUGUCGGCUCCACCUUCGAGAGCUUCAGGGUCAACAUCCCUGGGAACACGGCUCCCACCGGCCGCCUGGCCAGCCCCGGCUUCUGUAACACGUUCCGGCCCGUAGACAGCAAGGUGCAGAGGAAGGAGAAUUCCUCCCCACUCUUCUCCAUCAAGAAGACCAAGCAGCUCAAGAGCGAAAUCUACGACCCCUUUGAGCCCACGGGCUCCGACUCAAGCCCCCCCAGCAGCAGCCCCGAGAGCCUGGGUUCCGGGCUGCUGCCCUCAGAGAUCACACGCACCAUCUCCGUGCGCAGCCCCAAGGCACCCCCACUGCAGGCCGUGCGCUGUGUCACCUCCUACACGGUUGAGGGCAUCUUUGAGGCUGAGGCCUCCCGUGGGCCCUGCCCCAGCACACUCCAGCUCAGGGCCCAGGGAGCCAAGGAGGAGGGGAGGCCCAUGGGGAGCCUGACCUCCCCGGCCCCGGAGCCCUGGGACGAGGACACCUUCUUCAGCUCUGAGGAGCGAAUGGUGACCCGUGUGACCAUCCUGGAGCCAGAUGGCCCACCCAGCCCUGACAUGCCACAGGAGACCACCCACCGGGUGGUGGAGCUGCAGUCUUCGUCCCGCUCAGUAUCGCGGUCACGGUCCCGGUCCAGCUCCCGCAGCAGGAGGAAGGCCAAAAAGAAGCGGGUGGUCAGGGAGCACCGGAGGACGCGUUCCAGGACCCACUCAGGCUCUCGAGACAGGAGUGAACACUCCACUUCGCCAGCAGCCACUGACAGCCCCCCCAGGAGGCGCCGCGCCAAGGCCAGGAGCCGGAGGUCUUCCAGCGAGCGCUCCAGCAGCCACGAGAGGACCAGGAAGAAGAAGGCCAAAGGCAAGGAUCGCAGGAGGGAUGGCCGGGGCCAGAGGCGGACCCGGUCACGCUCGGGGAGCCCCCAUAGCUCCUCAUAUGAGCACCGUGACAGCCGCAGGAAGAAGCGGCGGCGGUCAGAAUCCAGGUCCCGGAGUGGGGACUACUCCCCUGCCAGCAGCCUGGAGAGGGGCCGCAGGCACAAGCGCCAGCGGGAGCGGAGCCGGGAGAGGCCCGACAGGAGGGACAGCAGUGCCCGGCCUCGGGAGCGGAGGAAGCAGAGGUCACGCUCCCCGAGCUCAGAGCACCGGGUGCGGGAGCCUCAGCCGCAGAGUUCCCAGGAGAAGCGGCCCCUGGCCCCUGAGAAGGUGGCCAUGACAGAAGCCACAACAGCACCUCCACCCCUGGGGGAGCCCCCAGCUGGCCUGCCAGCACCAGCAGGUACCACCUCCCCGGGGGCUAUGGACUGCAGGGCGGUCGUGCAGGAGCCCCCUGCACUGAGCGUGUCGGCCGAGGUCCCAGCUGACGACCUGGACUACGGGGACUCGGUGGAGGCAGGCCACGUCUUCGAGGACUUCUGCAGCGACGCCAUCAUCACCCAGCUGGACGACAUGAGCUCACCACCCUCUCCCGAGAGCACGGACUCCUCCCCAGAGCGAGAUUUCCUCCCAAAGCCCGCACCAGCCCCAGCCACCUGGCCACUUGGCACUAGCCUGCCCACAGCCAGCACCCAGGGUGAGGUGUCACUGACUCACAGGGAGGGAACCUCGCAGCUCCCACUCCCAGCCCAGGGCGCCCCCGAACAGCGCACACUUGGACAGGACCCCCUUGGCAUGGUGUCUGUGGACAAGGGGGCUGACUCGGUAGCAAGUGGGAAGGCUCACGAGGUGCCUGGGCCCGAGCAGGCCUGGCAGGCGCCCCUGCUGCGCUCCCGGGCCCUGGUGAAGCGGGUCACCUGGAACCUGCAGGAGCCGGCAGGCAGCGCUGCAGCCGACAGGGCCUCCAGGGCCCCACUUCACAGGCCCCAGAGGUCCCGAGAGGGAGCCUGGGACACGGAGAACGUCACUCCUGCUGCAGCAACCUUGGCACCACUUCCUGAGCUGCCUCCGCCCAGCCAUGCUCUUCCGGAACCUGUGUUCCUGGGUGCAGACCCCUCUCAGGUUUACAGUCCCUAUGUGCCUCCAGCCCUGGCUCCACCUGCCAACCUCCCCCCAUACGUGCCAGCCAGCCAGCCUACAGUCCAGUUGGUCCUGCAGGGGAGCCUUCCACUGGCAGGCUGCGGGUUGGCACAGAGCCUAGCUCCAGUGCCCACUGCCUUGGCCACAGCCACAGAACCAGGCAGCCAAGCCACCAACUCAGAGGAGAGGAUGGCCACGCCCAAGCCAGGCCUGGAAAAGACCAAGAAGGAAGAGUACAUGAAGAAGCUGCACAUGCAGGAGCGGGCAGUGGAGGAGGUAAAGCUGGCCAUCAAGCCCUUCUACCAAAGGAGGGAGGUGAGCAAAGAUGAGUACAAGGACAUCCUGCGGAAGGCUGUGCAGAAGAUCUGCCACAGCAAGAGCGGCGAGAUCAAUCCUGUGAAGGUGGCCAACCUGGUGAAGGCGUACGUGGACAAGUACCGGCACAUGCGCAAGCACAAGAAGGCAGAGGCCAGCGCUGAGCCACCUGCACAGGGCACCGAAGCCUGAGGUCACAGGACACCCCACUCGCUGGCCUGGGCAUUCCCACAUUGCAGAUACGUGCUUCCACUGGGCCCCAUAUUCCCCAUGACGGG
This is a messenger RNA of Ochotona princeps (American pika), 5222 nucleotides long. RefSeq names its product PHD and RING finger domain-containing protein 1-like. Bases 439 to 5136 code for a protein of 1565 amino acids. The transcript has 18 exons. The record is from RefSeq and is a predicted model, not a curated record. NCBI's taxonomy places the organism in Eukaryota, Metazoa, Chordata, Mammalia, Lagomorpha, Ochotonidae.